Molecule: messenger RNA, 1262 nt
Organism: Setaria italica (foxtail millet)
Lineage: Eukaryota; Viridiplantae; Streptophyta; Magnoliopsida; Poales; Poaceae
Product: E3 ubiquitin-protein ligase RNF4
Exons: 6
Coding region: 335-922 (195 amino acids)
Source: RefSeq, a predicted model, not a curated record
AGCAGCGCCCCCUUUUGUUCUUCCCUUCUAAAACAGGGGGAGAGAAAAUAAUCUCCGGUUCUGUCGCGCCGUCGCGGACUCGCGGUUUCCCCCCUCCUCACCAACUCCUCCGUUUGAUUCGGUUCGGCGACUACGUGCGGAUUUCUUGACCCUCCCGAUGCGUACGAUUCCGUAUCUGAUCGGGGUCGUGUGGAUUUAUAUUGGUUGUCGGUCUUGAUUCGGCGAGGCAAUCGCAGCGAUGGAGGGUGGGACUAUUGAUUCGAUCGCCGCGCAGCCGACUCCCGCACUCUAGGUUCACUGUGGAGUUGAGGUGAGUAUCUUCAUCUAAGAUAGCAUGAGCACUGUCAGCAGCACAAGGCGUGCCCCGAGGAGACUGUCGCAAGAUGGGUCUGCUGAUAAAGUAGUGGUGAACUUGGAAGCAAGCUCCCCAGUGGUGGGAAGUUCACCGAGCUUCCCAGUGGCGGGAAGCCGUCAGGGAGUAUCAGCCACUGUUGCUGGCGCACAAAACUCACCUAUUGAUGUGGAAGCCAUUGAAGAUGAAGUGCAGGCAAUAUCGCCAUCACGAGUACCCCCUCCAAGGAGAAACAGGAGAACCAGGAGGCAACCUGUAACAGUGGUUGACUUGGAGGUUGAGGGUAGCCAGCAAGGGAACAAGCGCCAGAGGGUUGUACAUUGCCUCUCUCAAAAUAGGGGAGAAGGGUCCAGCUUUCAGGCAAAUAAGGAGGUCCCCAAGGAACCAACUUUUACCUGCCCGAUAUGUUGGAAUAAGAUGGAGGAGCCCGCCACAACACCUUGUGGCCAUAUCUUCUGCAACACGUGCAUUAAGCAAGCCAUCAAGGUUCAGAAGAGAUGUCCUACGUGCAGGAAGGGCCUGAGAGCAACUAGCGUCCAUCGUAUUUAUCUUCCAAGCACCGCUAGUUAAGGUCAAUUGGCUGUAUCAGAAACUUCUGAUACAAUAAGGAUGUGCAAUUAGGAUCAGAAGUUCUCUCUCAGUGUGAACAAUAGAUGGAUAUUUCACCCAGUCUGUAUCAUGUAACUGCGUCACCAGGAGCUCAUCGGCUCAUUGCGACAACUUCCUGAGAAGGGAAGUGGAUAGCUUCAGUUUUACUCAUCACUUGUUGCACCUACAACUUCAGAAUAUUAUUGUGUUGUAUGUAUUAGGUAAUUGGCUUAGUUGAUUAGUGUAACUGGUAUUUGCUUCAAUCUGAAAUGAUAAUAGUGAGUUGCAAAAUUUAGCAUUUAUGGAUGUUCUUUUUUUGGCA